CAGAGCUAAGACAACCUUUGGCUUAAAGAAUUAAAAUGAAAUACCACUUCUUCAAGUAAGAAGACUUCCUUCGAAGUUCCCUGCAUGAAAAAAUUACUUGCACUUUGCACGAAAAUCUUCUGUGAAAGAAGAAAAGGAAAUUCCGUGUGUGGGUCUCAGCAGGAGUUGAGCUGAUGCAGCAGCUUAAAAUAAUGCCGAAAAAGAAGCCCUUCUCUGCAGGCAGAGUGCCCCUGAUUCUCUUCCUGUGCCAGAUCAUUAGUGCCCUGGAUGUUCCUCUUGACCCAAAGCUUCUUGAUGACUUGGUACAACCUCCAACUAUCACUCAGCAGUCGCCAAAGGACUACAUUAUUGACCCUCGGGAGAAUAUUGUAAUCCAGUGUGAGGCUAAAGGGAAACCUCCUCCAAGCUUUUCCUGGACUCGUAAUGGAACUCAUUUUGAUAUAGACAAAGAUGCUCUGGUCACCAUGAAGCCUGGUUCUGGAACACUAAUAAUCAAUAUCAUGAGUGAAGGGAAAGCUGAGACCUAUGAAGGCGUCUAUCAGUGCACAGCCAGGAAUGAGCGUGGAGCUGCGAUCUCUAACAACAUUGUUGUCCGCCCAUCCAGGUCUCCCUUGUGGACCAAAGAAAGACUUGAACCAAUAACACUUCGAAGUGGUCAGUCAUUGAUACUUCCUUGUAGACCUCCAAUUGGAUUACCACCAGCCAUAAUAUUUUGGAUGGAUAAUUCCUUCCAAAGACUUCCACAGAGUGAGCGGGUUUCCCAAGGCCUGAAUGGAGACCUUUAUUUCUCCAAUGUCCUCCCAGAAGACACCCGUGAAGACUAUAUCUGCUAUGCCAGAUUUAAUCACACUCAAACCAUACAACAGAAGCAACCUAUUUCUUUGAAGGUGAUUUCAGUGGAUGAAUUGAAUGACACUAUAGCUGCUAAUUUGAGUGACACUGAGUUUUAUGGUGCUAAAUCUAGUAAGGAGAGACCACCAACAUUUCUAACUCCAGAGGGCAAUGAAAGCCUCAAAGAGGAACUGAGGGGAAACGUGCUGUCACUGGAGUGCAUUGCAGAAGGCCUACCUACUCCAAUUAUUUACUGGAUCAAAGAAGAUGGAAUACUUCCUGUCAACCGGACGUUUUAUCGGAACUUUAAGAAAACCUUGCAGAUCACCCACGUUUCAGAAGCAGACUCUGGAAAUUAUCAGUGCAUAGCGAAAAACACACUAGGAGCCAUCCAUCAUACCAUUUCUGUGACAGUUAAAGCGGCUCCAUACUGGAUUGUGGCACCUCAAAACCUCGUGCUAUCCCCAGGAGAGAAUGGAACCCUCAUCUGUAGAGCUAAUGGCAACCCCAAACCGAGAAUUGGCUGGUUAACAAAUGGAGUUCCAAUAGAAAUUGCUCCGGAUGACCCCAGCAGAAAAAUAGAUGGUGAUACCAUUAUUUUUUCAAGUGUUCAAGAAAGAUCAAGUGCGGUUUAUCAGUGCAAUGCCUCUAAUGAAUAUGGAUAUUUACUAGCAAAUGCAUUUGUAAAUGUGCUGGCCGAACCACCUCGAAUUCUCACAUCUGCAAACACACUGUACCAAGUCAUUGCAAACAGACCUGCUUUGUUAGAUUGUGCUUUCUUUGGGUCUCCUCUGCCUACCAUUGAGUGGUUUAAAGGAACUAAAGGAAGUGCUCUUCAUGAAGACAUUUAUGUUUUACAUGAUAAUGGAACAUUAGAAAUUCCCGUGGCCCAAAAGGAUAGUACAGGGACAUAUACAUGUGUCGCAAGAAAUAAAUUAGGGAUGGCAAAGAAUGAAGUUCACUUGGAAAUCAAAGAUCCAACCAGGAUCAUUAAGCAACCUGAGUAUGCAGUCGUGCAGAGGGGCAGCAAAGUGUCCUUUGAAUGCAAAGUGAAACAUGACCACACCUUAAUCCCCACCAUCCUGUGGUUGAAGGACAAUGGAGAGCUGCCCAAUGACGAAAGAUUCUCCAUUGACAAGGAUCAUCUGGUGGUAACUGAUGUAACUGAUGAUGAUGGUGGGACCUACACGUGUACAGCCAACACAACACUUGACAGAGUUUCCUCCAGCGCUGUCCUCAGGGUUGUUGCUCCUACUCCAACUCCAGCCCCCAUUUACGAUGUCCCAAAUCCACCCUUUGAUUUAGAAUUGACCAAUCAACUUGACAAAAGUGUUCAGCUGACAUGGACCCCAGGCGAUGACAACAAUAGCCCCAUUACAAAAUUCAUCAUUGAAUAUGAAGAUGCAAUGCAUGAAGCAGGGCUAUGGCACCAGCAGGCUGAAGUUUCUGGAACACAGACCACAGCACAAUUGAAACUGUCUCCCUAUGUGAACUACUCCUUCCGAGUCAUGGCAGAGAACAGCAUUGGGAGGAGUGUGCCCAGUGAGGUAUCUGAGCAAUACCUGACGAAAGCUGCAGAACCAGAUCAAAAUCCCACAGCUGUAGAAGGAUUAGGAACAGAGCCUGACAACUUGGUGAUUACAUGGAAGCCCUUGAAUGGUUUUGAAUCGAAUGGGCCUGGACUCCAGUACAAAGUGAGCUGGCGCCAGAAAGAUGGUGAUGAUGAAUGGACGUCUGUGGUUGUGGCCAAUGUAUCCAAAUACAUUGUCUCUGGCACACCAACCUUUGUCCCAUACCUGAUAAAGGUUCAAGCUCUGAAUGAUGUGGGGUUUGCUCCGGAGCCAGCUGCAGUUAUGGGCCACUCUGGAGAAGAUCUUCCGAUGGUGGCUCCUGGGAACGUGCGUGUCAAUGUAGUGAACAGUACCUUGGCAGAGGUACACUGGGACCCAGUACCUCUGAAGAGUGUCCGAGGACACUUACAAGGCUACCGGAUUUACUACUGGAAGGCUCAGGACUCAUCCAAAAGAAACAGACGCCACAUUGAGAAGAAGAUCCUCACCUUCCAGGGCAGCAAAACUCACGGCAUGCUGCCAGGGCUGCAACCUUACAGUCACUACACUCUCAAUGUCCGAGUGGUCAAUGGAAAAGGGGAGGGCCCAGCCAGCCCCGACAGAGGCUUCCAUACUCCAGAGGGAGUCCCUAGUGCUCCCUCAUCUUUGAAAAUUGUCAAUCCUACACUGGAUUCUCUCACUUUGGAAUGGGACCCGCCAAGCCACCCAAAUGGCAUCCUGACUGAGUACACCUUAAAAUAUCAGCCAAUUAACAGCACGCAUGAGCUAGGCCCUCUGGUAGACUUAAAAAUUCCUGCCAACAAGACACGCUGGACUCUAAAAAAUUUAAAUUUCAGCACUCGGUACAAGUUUUAUUUUUAUGCACAAACAUCUGUGGGAUCGGGCAGUCAGAUAACAGAAGAAGCAAUAACCACUGUGGACGAAGCUGGUAUUCUUCCACCUGAUGUAGGUGCAGGCAAAGUUCGAGCAGUAAACCCCAGGAUCAGCAAUCUAACUGCGGCAGCUGCUGAGACGUAUGCCAAUAUCAGUUGGGAAUAUGAGGGACCAGAGCAUGUGAAGUUUUAUGUUGAAUAUGGUGUAGCAGGCAGCAAAGAAGAAUGGAGGAAAGCAAUUGUAAAUGGUUCUCGAAGCUUCUUUGGGUUAAAGGGUCUAAUGCCAGGAACGGCAUACAAAGUUCGAGUUGGUGCUGAGGGGGCCUCUGGUUUUGUGAGUUCAGAGGAUGUGUUUGAGACAGGCCCAGCAAUGGCAAGCCGGCAAGUGGAUAUUGCGACCCAGGGCUGGUUCAUAGGUCUAAUGUGUGCUGUUGCCCUCCUCAUCUUAAUUCUGUUGAUCGUUUGCUUCAUUAGAAGAAACAAGGGUGGUAAAUAUCCAGUUAAAGAAAAGGAGGAUGCUCACGCAGACCCAGAAAUCCAACCCAUGAAGGAAGAUGAUGGAACGUUUGGAGAAUACAGCGAUGCAGAAGAUCACAAGCCUUUGAAAAAAGGAAGCCGAACACCUUCAGACAGGACUGUGAAAAAAGAAGAUAGUGAUGAUAGCCUGGUUGACUAUGGAGAGGGGGUGAAUGGCCAAUUCAAUGAGGAUGGCUCCUUUAUUGGACAAUACAGUGGUAAGAAGGAGAAAGAACCAGCUGAAGGAAAUGAGAGCUCCGAAGCACCUUCACCUGUCAACGCCAUGAACUCCUUUGUUUAAGUUGUUAAGCUCUGCAUCAACGUCCCAUUUCUCUGGAAAGUUUUUUCUGAGCACCUCUCAUCCCUCUCACUCCAUGGACAUAUGGGUAGAAAGGAUGUUUUCAGCUGUAUGUGAGUAUUAUGAGAACAAAGCAAGAACAUAACUCAGUCAAACAAUAUGCUGAUAGGAACUGGGGUGCAAAGUGUGUACUUUUUUGUUCGGAGUGGGUUUUCUCAAUUUCCUUGGAACUGAUUAAAAAAGAGUUCAACAUCAUCGAUAGGUCACAUUAUUCCCUGUGUGG
Phodopus roborovskii (desert hamster) is the source of this 4371-nucleotide messenger RNA. It is a transcript of the gene Nrcam, whose product is annotated as neuronal cell adhesion molecule. Gene Ontology annotation, biological process: cell-cell adhesion; brain development. The record is from RefSeq and is a predicted model, not a curated record. The coding region runs from base 174 to 4091 and encodes 1305 amino acids. NCBI's taxonomy places the organism in Eukaryota, Metazoa, Chordata, Mammalia, Rodentia, Cricetidae. Gene Ontology annotation, molecular function: cell-cell adhesion mediator activity. The transcript has 31 exons.